Polistes dominula (European paper wasp) is the source of this 377-nucleotide messenger RNA. RefSeq lists its product as uncharacterized. Gene Ontology annotation, molecular function: sequence-specific DNA binding. The record is from RefSeq and is a predicted model, not a curated record. NCBI's taxonomy places the organism in Eukaryota, Metazoa, Arthropoda, Insecta, Hymenoptera, Vespidae.
AUUUUUAGAAUUAUUUUUAUUAAAAAAUGGGAAAGUGUUGUGCCGUUUAUGGUUGCCUUAGUGACCGAAAGGCAAGUGAGAAUUUAGAAAAUGUGGCUUUAUUCAAAGCACCAAAAGAUGUUGAAAUGCUCAGUAAAUGGAGCUCUGCUCUAGGUAAAGAAUUAAAAAUUACCAGUUUCAUUUGCGAAUUACAUUUUAAUCCAGAAGAUGUGAUUAAAAGUAAUCAAGGGGUUCUAAAAAAUGGCAGUAUAUAUGUCUAUGAAUACGAUAAAGUUCAUUUAAAGAAGAAUGCUAUAGCAAAAUCUAAUGCUACUAACAAUGCUAAUAACAAUGAAGAUAAUUAUAUUAUUAUUAUUUAUUAAUAUCAGAUGUUUUUA